This is a messenger RNA of Porites lobata, 9863 nucleotides long. The record is from the annotation of a GenBank genome assembly. NCBI's taxonomy places the organism in Eukaryota, Metazoa, Cnidaria, Anthozoa, Scleractinia, Poritidae.
GCGGAUAAGAAAGCGAGCGUGCCAAGAUGGCGGCGAACAAGACGCAGUCCGCUUCUGCCACGAAUGCUCCUGCAUAUGAAGUCCCUAAUUGGUAAGACUUUGUAAAUUGUUGUUUUUAUGUUUGAAAUUUUGACUCAACGAGACGCGGUAUUUGCAACAGGGCAGGAAAACCGCCUCAGGGACUCCAUUUAGAUGUCAUGAAACAGACGACUUUAGUGGAGGUAAAAGUUAAUCAAAACAUUAACUCCUUACAUAUAGAGUGCUUUAAAUAGGUUUUUAAGCCUAUAUUUUGGUUAGUUAAACGGUUCUGGUGAGAUUGCUGGUGCAGAGGUCCAUAUCACUAUCUGUUCAGCGCUACACUAGAAGUUUCACGCAAUGUAUACUAGAAGUAAUCCAUCCUGUUAAUUUUUAAUUCACAGGGCCGGGUUGUUCGAAGCUGGGUUAACAUAACCCAGGGUUAGUGCGAAAUUUGAACUCAGAUAUGAGAGCUUAAAAAGCAAAUUCAGUUUAAUUCUCUUUACCUUCAAUUCAAUGACUCUAACCGGCGCUUGAACAACUGGGCCCUGAUUGCUGCAUGCACUGUGUGACUUCUUUAAUGUAGAGAUCAUGUGGUACACGACCUUGCCUAUAUAGGGAACUGGACCCAGUCGUUCAAAAGCUGGAUAGUGCUAUCCAUCGGAUAAAUCACUAUCGAGCAGGUAAGUAUUAGGGAAGGCAAUUACACUAUCCACUGGAUAGUGAUUUAUCUGGUGGAUAGUACUAUCCACCUUUUAAACAACUGGGGCCUGUAGGCAUUUUAUAGGCUUUCAAAAAGUCCUUUGUCCAAUUUAAUAUGGCGGGGGAUGAAGGACUUUUCAUACUUGAAUGGCGUCAGUUUUAGCCAAAUGUAACCAGAAACCCCAAAUGGGAGUCAUGCCACUCCACAUUUUUGACGCAAAACGCAAACGGAAACCUUUCAAGCGAGACAAGUUGACCUCUCUUGACUUCAUUGCUUGCUCGGCUGUUUUGCAGCCUGAAAAGCUCUCUCCAGUAGCUUGGAAACUUGUGAGGUCAACUUGUGACAAGUCUAGGAAUUUUACUACACAGCUUCAUCAACUGCCAGUUAAAUUAAUAUAUUCUAAAGUUAAAUUUAUUGUGGAUGUUACCGAAAAUAUUUCCUGGAAAUGUUAAUGUGUGGAGUCAAGGCCUAUCAGAUGUGUAACUAAACUGAAAGUUUUACACCCUAAUGACAGAUAAUUAGAUAAUCUUUGUCAGACAGACAAUCCAUUGAAAACUGGAUGGUGUUUCAGUCAAGGUAUUAGAUCUGUGAUGAACCCGUUUGUUUCAAUAGUUUAUUUCUCAAAUAAUAAAGAAUUUCCUAAAGUAAAACUUACUCAAUUAUAUCAAGUGAGACUUGAGACUGGCUUUCCCUCAAUAGGUAGGAAUAAAAAAUAAACUGGAAACUGUAACUGAAACUUCAGGCGGUCAUCAAAAAAUCCAAAAUGUUCCCUUAUUGCCGGGAAUUAAAGGGGUUUUUCCUUAACAUUAUGUGAAUAAACCUGACAAGUUUCAGAGUGGUAUUGUAAAUCCUCAUCUUUUUACAUCAAUUUGUUUUCAGUGUGGUCUAACAGAGCCACAAAAUCGCUGUUAAUUUCAGUGAUUUUGUUACCUCUGCGUCCUGCAUCCCUGAUGCAUAAAAAUCCCUAAAGAUGCAAAAUAAUAAUAUUCAUGAAAUGCAACCCUUAGGAUGCAAAGAAUGAUUGAUUGAUUUGAAGAUUUUUCGGUAGAAUAUCCUGUUCAUGUGAUUUCUGUGGCUGUUGUUUAAAGAUUCAUAUUUAUUUUAGACUUUUUUGUGCUUGAAAUAUAUAUAGAAGGACCAUAUUUUAAUUUCAAUAAACUGUAAUAAAGAGUUUUGGCAUCUGUCUCCAGAAUAACUGUCUGCUUACCUAAAGGCCCAAACACUUUCAAUUUAGGACUCCUUGUUUUUUUGAACUGGGAGUCAUUGGUUAUGGAUAGGGACUCAUGAUUUCUCACAAGAUGAGUCCCAGGACUCACCAUAACUAUUUGUAACAAAAUCACCAUAAUUUGCCCUUAAUUUUUGUCACACUAUACUGCUUUCUUUGUCGCCAUCUUAAUUUCUUACAAGUAAACUGCUGAUCUUACUGUUUGUUAUGACACUAACCUGAAAUAAAUGUACUCUAUUUGGGGAGGCAGAAUGUGAGCGAAUUUUGCUAUAUUUCGCUCUAGCUUCCUAAAAACUCUUAACUUUAUGUCGCAUUUAGGGUGUGAAAAUUGCACCAUUUCUGUCAACAACGGAAACUAUCAUGUCAGAUUUCAGCGCUUUAAUUAUGAAUAUUUCCCAAAUAGUGCUUAGAUACCAACUUUGGCCUUCAUUUUCUGGGCUUCUAUUGAACAAAAAUGCUUCAUUUUUGGAAUUUGUGUUCAGGUUAAGAGUACAUUUCAAAUAAGUGAUUUUAUAAACAUGACCAAUUUUUGACUUUGUAGCAGUUCUAAUACCUUAAGGUGAAGAAUCCUUUGGAUUUUAUCCAUCUUAUUGUGAUGGAUUUUGAAGAUGGAUUAUCUGUCUGACAGGUUAUUUGUCUACUCUCUCUUGUGUGUUGGCUAUUGGUAAUUAAUUUCUGUUUUUGUGACUUGUUAGUGUGUCUUGAUCCUCUCUGCAACCACCUUAUGGUUUUCUUAGCAUUUCAGUAACUUUAACUAACAAUAGCACAAGAACAGACUGCUAAGCAUUUAAGUUGGCUUAUGCAGCUAAUAAUUCUGUGCUAGAUCAAAAGUGAGUGAGAUUUAGGCAUCUGGCAAUGAGAAAUGUGCUGAUGUUAUUACUCCUCAGAUAGAUAUUCUUAUCUAUUAAAUUAUAGAAAGAUAAGUAUACAGUACCUCUCAAAAGUAAGUUGCCACCCUCUGGCGAGACAAGAUUCUUUUUUUGCAAGACAAAAGUCUCACCUCUCUUGCUAUCAAACUGUAGUCAAAUCAGCUUCUUACAAGUUAAGAUGAAAUCCAUUAGGAAAUUGAGUAAUUUUAAUUUUCAGUGGACAAAAACCUUGUACCGGAAUAAUUUCAAGAAUAUUGCAUUCUUUUUUACAUUUUUCAAGGGCUAAAGAUGUAAUUAGUAAUCUGUAAUAACACUAAAGAAAAUUUAUCAUGGGAGUCCGAGAUAAUGAAUGUCAAUUUUCACAAGAGUUGUGAAACCACAGAUAAAAUUCUGAAAAUUUCACGUAAAAGAUGUAAUUUUGUAAAAUUAGACAUUCUUUUUCUUGGGCUCCCAUACGUAAUUUUCUUUGGUGUUAUUACAUCUAUAGCCCUUAAAAAAUGUAAAAAAGAAUGCAGUAUGCUUUAAAUUAUGGUACAAGGUUUUUUUCCACUGAAAAUUGAAAUUUCUCAAUUUCCUGUUUGGUUCCGUCUUAAAUUCAAACUACAGUUCAAAUCUACUAAUUUUAAACAUAAACAAUGUGAAAUCAACCAAGCCACAUGACUGUGGAAAUGAAGGCAAAUGUUUCAGCAUGUAUUUUCUGGUGAUGCACCAAAGUUCCAAGAGUUCUCCAUGCCCUUUUGUUGAUUAAUUCAUGGAACGGUAAAUCUCUCUUUGGGUUUUAAAGGAUAUAGUGUAAAUGCACAAGUUAACGAAAAAUGGUGUUUUUCCUUGCAAGAAAAGAGGCAAGACUGUACUUAACUUUUGGCCAGUAUAAACAUAAAUGUAUUUUAAAGUACUGUAUUAAGCAGCGCUUGCCGAUAUACCGAGGGUGGCUGCUUAAUGUAGGUUCAACUUUAUUCUUUGAAACAUGAUCAUGUUCCUAAUGCAAAAACUUUCCUGGUUGGCAGAAAUUAAUCAUUGAUCAGAAAUCCUGCUACUUAUUUGGAAGAAACAAGGAAGCUUGUGAUUUCUCUUUGGAACAUACAUCUUGUUCACGAGUCCACGCAGCCCUGGUGUUCCACAGACACCUCAAUCGAUCCUUUUUGGUUGAUCUCAAGAGUAGUAAGUGAUUUUCAUUUGUUAUGUUUUAUUUUUAGAAACCAGAUGGCUUUUCAUAAGGGCCAUGGCUAGGAGUUUGCCUGGCUGUUAGAAAUGUGAGUCCUUAGACAGGAUUUACAAGAAUGGUGCUUUUCUCCUUCAUGAUCUGUUUAUUACAUGAAGUAGCUUAGGCUCAGUUCAAACAACAAAUUUCUCAUGUAUUGAACUUAGUAAUCAUUUGAAUCGACCCAAAUUAGAUAAAAAGGACAAAAAUGGUGGGUUUCUCCUUCAUGACCCUUUUAUUACAUGUAGCAACAACUUAGGCACAGUUCAAAUGUCGAACUUCUCAUGUACCGAACUUAAUACAACACACAAUGUACCUAUUUGGGUCUACCCAAAUAAUUAGAUAAGUUCUCGCAUUGAUUUAGAUGUUGAACUUAACAAGUCAGACUCAAUUUAUUUUCAUGAUGUUCAAUGGUGUACAAUGCUUACUAGUUUAUUUAUUCUUUAGAUUCAGCACCUGAAAAGUUUUAUGGUUGAAACAAAAUCACUCCACAGUCAAAAUUCCCGUGUGGUCCUCUUGAACAUAAUACAUGGAUUGACCCACAUUAGAGAUUUUGCACCUAAUUGAAUCAAAUGUCCAUCUCUUCAUGUACCAUAUUGAAGGAAUUAGGUUCAGUAAUGAAAAGUUUGAUGCUUAAACUGGACCUUAGAGUAUCACCUGUCCUCUGUUGAUGGAAUGUUUUCCUAUUGCAUGGUACCUUUAAUUUUGCAAAGUUUUAGGAGUGUAUGCAGUGAGCACUGCAACUUUUAUGAUUUUAAUUAAAAGAUAAUUGGCUUUGCUAUUUGUGGGAGAUGCUGGUGGACCCCAAUGGUUUGGGAUAUCAAUACACUGUCAAUAUGAAUAUUUUUGGCUUUGUUUACUUGUAAGGAAGUCAAGACAUUUAUGCGUAAGAGGUGAUAAUAAAAAAAGGAGAUAUCAGAUACGUGUCACUGUAUAAGAGUUUACUUCUCUAUUACAGUAUCUUGUAACUUAAUGACUCAGACUGACAUCUGUUUUGUUUUUGUUACGUUAACUUUUUCAGCACAUGGAACUUUUAUUGGGACAAUACGGUUAGAGCCACACAAACCAACUCAAGUUCAGGUUGAUAGUGUGAUCAGGUUUGGUGCAUCUUCUAGAAGUUAUGUUCUGCGAGAAAAACCAACAAUGCCUAAUACUGCUCUGAAGUCAGAGAAUGUGUCAGAAAAUAUGCAGCAAGAUGAUGAGGAGGGUUCAAAGGGAGGGCUGUUGGGGCUCCCUGAAUCAGAUACUGAGCUAGAUGUGAGUAGCGAUUUUUUAACGCUGCAUUCACUUACAUAGUUUUACUGCGCUUUUCAAAAACACCUGAAUUCUGAAUUUUAAAAGCCAGCUAACAUUAGCAUCCUUCACUGCUGUCAAUCUUCUUAGUGGGGCUCUUAGGAAACUUGCAAUUUUUGAUUGGUAGUUUUCAAUCCGUUUUGUAUUCUUCUGAGUUUCAAGGUUCAUUGCUUGUGAUUAUAAUUAUCAUUGAUGGCAGCAAAAACUGCUUGGCUUGUAAAGUUCAGAGUUUGUGUGUUAUUGAAAAGCACAGUUAUGUAAUGACAUAUAUGUAAGAAUGGAUUUAAAAAAGGGAAUUUUGAAUCACUGUUUCCUAAAUUGUAGUCAACAGUUACGGGCACCUUACAAAAUUUGACUUAUUGAUGGACUCAAGCAAAACUGACAACAAUAUAAUGACUGUAAAACCGACAGUAUGACCGUCAAUAAAUGACUGUUAUAAUUUUGACAUGAGGCAGAUCAAAAUACAACAAAUUGCAUUUAGAGUCUUCAUAGCCAAGAACAUCAUGGCUUAACUGACAGGACCAAUGACAUUGAGACUUAAUUGACCAAUCAGGUCAAUUACCAGUGUUGAAGACCAUUGAUUAAUGUGAAACAACUCAGCUUGACUUGUAUCUUACUGUUAUUUAAUGGCCAAUCAUAAAUAGAUUAUGCAAACACUACUUGGCCAUGAGUGCUAAUUGCUCUCAGAUCUAGAUCUGUAGUAUCUGUAGUAUCGCCACACUGGAGAAUGUCCAAGAGCUGUUAAAAUUUUGGUCCCAAGAUUCUUACUCACUGUAUGCCUUCAACCAUUACUUAAAGCAAAAUACUAUUAUUGCAUGGAAACAGGAUCUAACAGAGUUCAACACUGCCCAUAAUAAAAGGAUCACAUCACUUGGCAUCGAGGAAGGAGGAAAUAAUUUAGGAGGCGUAACAUCCCUAAAACGGAAAAGGAAAAGAUCAUUAUCUGUGGCAUUUAGAGAGGGAGAAGAAAUUAUAAAUCCAGGUAACAGUGUUAAAUGAUAAUAAUGAUUUCUAAAGUGAUUCAAGCCUGCUGUCAGUUUGCUGUUACAGUCGAACCUCGAUUAUCUGGACUUUAAAGGUAUUUUUUCCAUAGCAGAAAAGGACCACACAUUCUAAAUUAAAUACUUUAUUCCCAGAAAGUAAUCUGAACUGCCUAGUCAUUAUGAGUUCACUGGCCCCUAUUCAAGACAAUACUUUUGAUAAAGACACGGAGUCAGAAUUUGCAGUCUUGGUGGGCAGUAAAACAUAAUCUUAUAAACAAAAAACUUGACAUACACAUUUUGUUAUUACAGACCCUUUUAUUGGGUCAAUUAAUACAUUUUGUGCUUGUGGGAAAGGAGUCCUAAAAUUAUGCAUUCUUUGUGAUUUGGGUCUUAAUUGGCCAGUUUACAGUCAUAUAAUGUUUGAAAAUAAUUUGAAACUGUUUGUGCUUGCCUCAAAUGUGCAAAACUUAGCACAAUUAGAGUGUUAUUAAGUUAUGAUGACAAUGCUGGACUUACCAGGGUUUGCAAAUUUUAUUGAUGAGUGGAGUCGGUGUGACUUCUGCUUCACAAAAAUUGAAGUCAUUUUGGAAUAUUUGGAGUCAAGUAUCAGACUUUCCUGCAGGUGGUCCCGGCAUGUACACACUAUUGUGAGGGAUACAUGAAGUAGCUGUGGCGGUCCGCUGACCUGGAAAGCUCAAAUCCAUGAUGGCGGUCAUUGAGUAAACUUUGAUCGUAAUUUACCCUCUUCCUGUUUUGUUGUGCUUAAUUCUUUAAUUUCGAUGAUUUAAUUAAGGUUUACAACGUUUACAAUUAACUUAAAUUGUAUUUGUUGCAAAAAAGGAAAGGACAAAACUGUGUUUGUUACCGAAAAUUUCUGGAGUCGAAGUGGCUCCCUGUUUGUUACUGAAAAUUUUUGGAGUCGAAGUGACUCCCUCCGUAACCUCAGUGGAGUCAUCUGAACAAAAUUUGGCACGUUUGUGAACCCUGACUUACGUUCUUAAAAAAAUAUUAGGCAUCCUAACAAAUGUAAAUCCAAACUGUAGUACCUAAAUUCUGACAAGACACCCAAGGAAACCACAUGAAACCCAAAGAUUAGUGUGUUGCUCAUUUUAUUUUAGCAAAAUUCCCAUGUACACAAUAUUUUGUCUCAUUUACAAUGUUUUUUUGUUAUUUCAGAGGAUAUCGACCCAACUGUUGGCAAAUUCAGAAAUAUGGUCCAGACAACAAUUAUAGUCCCAACCAAGGUACAUUCAUUUCAAUGCUCUUACAACAAUCACAAUGUACUUCAGGAGUGCAUACAAAUGAUUAAAAUUCAUGAUAGUUGUGGUGACCCUAGUUGUAGAGAAAAAUCUUGAAAAGCUGAGGCUUAAACAAACCUGCAGAUAAAGAUUAUUUUUCUUUUUAGAAAGGCCAUUUGACUGGCCAGGUCAUAUUUUUAGUCGUACCAAUCUAAAAAUGUUCUGGGACGUACAUCAGUUUUUAAUUUCUUUAAUUACUAUGCAAAUCUCUUAGCCAAAAAAUGGUAGUUUUUUUGUGUCUGAUUUGUCCUCCAGAGACAUCAUGUUUGACUGCAGGUAUACUCACAUUGUAGAAUUGGAUAUGGGAAAAUUUUGGUCAGACAUUAUUUACUGUUAUAAAAAUGAGCAGGAGAGCAUCAUAUAUUAUCCUGAUAAUACACGACUGCGAGUUUUUUGAACGGCUUCAAAAUCUCUGGUAUAGAUCAACUCAUUCUUGCACUAAAAUUUAGAUUGUUGGUUAUUUUGGUCUAAAAAACUGGACGUAAAGUUUGUCUGUGUCUUUCUCAGAUAUAAAGUCACUCGUUAAACAUAAAUUUCUUCGGUUUUUUCUUUAUGGAUUAUUAAUAAGUUUUUGAAAUGACGACCAAGUGUUGUGUACCGUUGUGCUUAAGUGACAGUUAAAUCUAAUACAAAAGAGUUCAUGCGCAACUAUCAAACAGAUGGAGAGUUGGUCUAAACAAGUUUGUUACGUGUCAAAUUAUGACGCGUUUGUUAGAAGGGUUGUUUACUCUGAGUAAUACUCUAAACCUAGACGAAUGUGUAGUUGAUGGUCAAUGAGAGAACUGAAGAUCUUGGAGACUUUUCCCGCAUUCUGCUCCACUGAGUACACGCAGUGAAAACAGGUCAAGGUUUGGAUGGACAAUAAUCAUUUCAUACAAGUCACUGUGUUUUGUUAAACCAAGCCUUGAGUCGGUGCCUUUAUUAAAAAAACUUCACGAUUUUCACAUUGCUCUUAAUACAUCUUGUUUACCCCCAAAAUUUGGCAUAAGCAUUGUCUUCCACUUCUCUUGGGACGAUUUUAAUACCCAGGAGAAAUUGGAAACAAUGGCUAUGCAAAAUUUGGGGUAGGGGCGGGGGGGGGGUGUUCGAGGUGUUCAAUGUGGAAAUGGUGAAGCGGAAAUGGUCCAUCGAACGGUAAGUUGUUCAAAAGUUGGAUAAUACUAUUCACCGGAUAAAUCUUUAUACAUUGGAUAGCUCAAUUUGUUGUUCCCUAUACUUAUUCACUGUAUGGCAAUUUAUCGAGUGAAUGUUGCUAUCCACCUUUUGAACAACUGAACUCACAAGUGCAGAUUUUUACUUCAAGGCCCUUUUUUUCCACAGAAAAUGCGAACUCCAGUUUCCCCAGUGGGAAGUUUAACAGAAAACAUAACACGAAGGCUUCAGAGUUUCCCAUAUUCACAAGGUCUUUACUCUAACCUUCCCGGAUCAGGGCCUGUUCCUGAACCUACGAGUCCGACUUCUCCUACCGCUCAGCUUAAACCUCGCGUGUCAAUCACUUCAGCGCCCGAAGUGUCCUCACCAACACUUGCUCCCGUACCCAUACACCAUGCGCCUGAACCAAUACCAGCUACUGGAGGGGUUAUGCAAGCUGCACCAAUGACAAUUGUCGAAGCUCCUAAAAAGAAGUAUGCCAAGGAAGCGUGGCCGGGCAAGAAACCUGCACCCUCCUUACUCAUCUAGCUACUGUAUAUAUAUUUAUUAGAAAAAUUUUAGCAUUAUAUCAAAAUUCGAGAAAAGAUAUUUGCAGAUGGAAUCCCUGUUUGUAGUCAUUCUGUUCCAUAGAAAAGUCUUUUACGGAUGAUUUUAGGACUUGAAUUCCUCAUUUUACUAAUCUCGACCUCAGUUACUGAAUGAGACUGAUGCUUGGCGGAUAUUUAACCGUGACAAAGCGUGACACGUGACAUGGGUCUCGAAUUCGUUACUGGCAGAAUCGUUCGAAGUCCUUACCGAGCAAAAACGCCGAAAGUGACGUAGCCUGCGAAAACAGACGUUUCUCCUGAGCGAGGAGAAACGUCUGAUUUCGCAGGCUAAAAGUCACGCCCGGAAAAGGCAAUCUGGUUUGAGUUCUCUUCAUGAAAUGCGUUGUAUUUCAAUCAGACCGAGAAGCGACUUGAAAAUGGGGCUUUUCUGCAUCAUUGUUAAUAUCCAAAGCAAAAGAGAGAAUUGACUGAUUAUGUCAGUAUUCUCCAGUUAUUGUUAAGCUUGAUGGUUGGAAGAAUCUCAUUGGUAGAAAUUUUAUCUUCUUAACUCAAGUAAAAAAUAAAACUCUUAGUACU